AUGCCUAUUUCCGGACACUGCCUCUGCAAGGCCACCACCUACACGGUGGACAUGGAGGCACCUCUCCUUGUCGGCUACGAUCACUGCGACGACUGCCAACGCCAGAGCGGUUCGACCUACUCCCUUGUCGCUGUCGUUCUCAAGGACAAGCUCACCAUCAACGGCCCCGUCAAGACCUACUCCGGCUCCAAGGGCUCCUCCGGAAAGGUUGUCCACCGUCUCUUCUGCUCCGAGUGCGGCUCCCCCAUCGCACACGACCCCGAUGCCGCCCCCGAGAUCAUCGCCCUCAAGGCCGGUACUCUCGAGACUGAGCUGAAGAAGAACCUCAAGCCUGAUACCGAGAUCUGGACCGUCAGCAAGCUCCCCUUCUGCCAGGAGCACCUGGCCAAGCCCUUCACCCACAUGCCCGAGUAA
Messenger RNA from Ilyonectria robusta, 414 nucleotides. RefSeq names its product Mss4-like protein. The coding region runs from base 1 to 414 and encodes 137 amino acids. Lineage: Eukaryota; Fungi; Ascomycota; Sordariomycetes; Hypocreales; Nectriaceae. Gene Ontology annotation, molecular function: carbon-sulfur lyase activity. The transcript has 3 exons. The record is from RefSeq and is a predicted model, not a curated record.